ACAUAACAACGGUAACCACAUAAUAAUUGUUAUAGCAAAAUAAGUUCAAUAUCAAUAUAAACUAAAGUUUAAACAGCUAUGAACACAUCAGAAUUUAGCCUGAACUUUCAAGCAUUCGUCAUUUCCACGGUUUUAAGUUUUUUAAGCGUUCAUUCGUCCGUGGUAGAAAAACCGAUAUUCAAAUGGCUUAAUAAACAAACAGAACGAGAAAGAAGUUUAUUAGUACAAAAACACAGUUUAAAAACAGAACAAGCAUCUAUAAAUAUGGUAGAUGAAUUUGCCAAAUAUUCAAAAAUUCAAAGACAAAUCAAUUCAAUUGAUGGAAAAUUAGAAGACAUCAGAGGCAAUAAACCAACUAAUAACAUUUUGGUACAGUUGGGUUUCACCUAUGGCGUUAAAUUUGUUUUAGUGGUGAUGUUAAUUGUUUUGUCGCUAUAUUAUAGGUAUACCCCUGUUUUCUACUUAGGAAAUAAGAUAAAUUUAAUGCCAUUUACACACUUCAUAUGUUACCCAAAUGAUAUUAAUUGUGUAUCAUUUUAUUUUUGGGUAAUGUGCAGUGCAGCUGUGUCACGGAUGUUACAAAUGUUAUAAUUCCACGUAUUUGAGUCAAUAAAUUUCUAAAUUAUUGCAUCUAAUAA
Molecule: messenger RNA, 638 nt
Organism: Zophobas morio
Lineage: Eukaryota; Metazoa; Arthropoda; Insecta; Coleoptera; Tenebrionidae
Product: guided entry of tail-anchored proteins factor 1-like
Exons: 2
Coding region: 79-591 (170 amino acids)
Biological process (GO): tail-anchored membrane protein insertion into ER membrane
Cellular component (GO): GET complex
Molecular function (GO): protein-membrane adaptor activity
Source: RefSeq, a predicted model, not a curated record